Pezoporus occidentalis (night parrot) is the source of this 3188-nucleotide messenger RNA. RefSeq names its product interactor of HORMAD1 1 (gene IHO1). Gene Ontology annotation, biological process: meiotic DNA double-strand break formation; homologous chromosome pairing at meiosis; DNA recombination. Bases 351 to 2228 code for a protein of 625 amino acids. The transcript is spliced from 8 exons. The record is from RefSeq and is a predicted model, not a curated record. Lineage: Eukaryota; Metazoa; Chordata; Aves; Psittaciformes; Psittacidae. Gene Ontology annotation, cellular component: condensed nuclear chromosome.
GGGUCCCUGCCCGUGGCAGGGGUUGGAGCUGGAGGAGCUUUAAGGUCCCUCCCAACCCAAACCAUUCCAUGCUCCCAUGGGAGCGUACCUCAGUGCAUCAGGCUCCGCGCCUCCUCUUCCUCCCCUUGCCCAGCGAUGUCCCCGUGAGCCCGGAGCUCUGCUGCCAAGCAGAGGGAAGGGUCUGGCUGUGUGCCCGCCAUGAGUGACCUGGGGAGAGAUCAGAGCUGGGAAUAAGGCUGGAUCCACAGCCCCGGGGGCAGUGUGGCUGUGUGCCCACCAUGUGGUAGGAGAGGCGGGAGCAGAGGUGAGGGCCAGGAGCUUGCAGCGAGGGUGUUGGCUGUGGGGAGAACAUGAAUCCGAACGUCUGGAACAUCAAGGAAAUGCUGAGCACACCGACAGCCACCGGGUCAAAUAAGUUUUCCAUCCGGAGCAGCGCUCCCAGUGACUACUCGAGUUUGAGUGACUCUCAGCUGCUCUUUGGCUCCCAGUUCUGCCCAGAGAAUGUGCAGCCAGCAGCCGCUCUGCUGGAGCUGGGCACACAGCCGGGACAGCACAACUCCCAAGAUAGCGAGCCCAGUAUUUUCACCAAAUACCAGAUGAAACCACAGCUAUUUGAUGAAGAGAUAAAAGAAAAAGCUCCACUUCAUUUUGGUGCGGGAAGAGUGAAAAAUAUCUUGGAAAGUUUUGAAGUGAAUAAGAACAAAAUAAAGGACAAAUAUGAUCGUGAGGUUUUAAGCACCUUUAUUUCCAGUAUCAAAGACAAGCUUCAAGGGCUGCAAGGAUGCUUGGACCAGUUUGGAGAAACAUGUGAUUCAAGAAACAAAUCCAUUUUGGCUCACUUAGAAACCAUCUCCAAGACACUGCAAGAUGCUUUUCAGAGUCAGUGUGGUUUGGUGCUGAAAGCUCUGACAGACAAAAGCCAAACGGAGCAGGCGCUGCUGGAGAUGGAGAGGAGACUCGCAGCAAAAGAUGCAGAGCUUCUAGAUGUGAAAUCCAGUGUCCAGCUGCUGAAGGAGGGUCUGGAGUCGCUGCCAGCUCAGCUGAGAGAUCAGCACCUGAAGCUGUGUGAAGAACUUGGCUUCCUGAAGCUCCCUAACACUUUAGAUGAGCUGCACACGUUCAUUUCUAUUGCCAAAGCCCGCCCUGCCAUGGCUGAUAACUCCUCCCAGACCUCUCCUGGCCCAUGCCAGCUCUGUGCUCUGCAUGAGCAGAGCCCCUUGGGUCCCUUUCACUUCCCCAGCGUGAGACAGGGGGAGCAGCACAGAGACUCCCCCAAGAGGAACCAGGUCACUGGGGAUGGCACAUCUAUAGAUGACCUAAACACAGCCUCAGAAGGGAACGUCAGCCCCAGUGCUGCCGAGGUGCGUAGAGAACACUCCUCAUUGCAGGAGGUGAAAUACAGUUCAGAAUCACAGAGAUGUGUCAACCACCCUUGCAUGUGCUGCGCUCACAGUCACUUUUUGGGAGGGCAUCAGAAGAGGCACUGUCCUGCACCACAGGAUGUGCCUCUACCCACUCCACUGAGGAAGGCGAUCAGGAGAAGCACUCGAGGGUUCCAAUCCAUGAUGCCAUCGCGACAGAGGCAGCCCCAAGCUUCCCACCUUCAGAAAGAUGUGCCUGGGAGAAGAGACAGCAACUGGAACAUGGACCAUGAGGUGGAGAAUGCAGCUGUAAGGAACAAAGUGAAGCAGAAGCAAGGAAGGAUCCCCUGGAAUAAAGCAAUGGGAAGGAAGAAAACGUGCCCUGCUGUGAGAAAAGGUGAGCUCUCCCGAUGUGCUGAGGCUGGGCUCAAGCAAAGGAAGGCAAAUGGGACUAUUGAGUUGGAGAGCUCCAGAAAAAACAGCUUUCCCAGGUACAAGGUUGCUCUCAAUUUGGGAAGCUCCAGCUCAGCUCCCAACCAGCAGGUCCUCAGCACUCAGACAAGGCUUACAAAGCACUUCCCACCAGUGCCCUGCUCCGAUAAAAGCCUGCAGCAACUUGCAGACAAGAGAAAGAGAAGCUUGGAAAUGCAAAAGAGAGAAAACGUUUCCAUUGUGAAAAGGUACCUCCUGGAUUCCUCACCUCAGGAGAAUACCUUUUCCCUGUGUAGCACCACAGGUGACAAACAGAUGAGCUGCUUCAGCCUCCAAAGCCCUGGAAGCACCAAGAAGCCCUAUCCUGUUGCUGCGCUGCCUCAGCAGAACAUGGGCUGUUGCUCUCUAGUUUUUGACAGUGAUUAUUCUGAUUGAAGGGUUUUGUUGCCUGAUCAGGGUCCUCAGUGCCAUCAGUUUAUCCUUGCAGGAGCUACCUGCUUAAUCAGAAACAAGGUGCCUGGAUGCUUGGAAGUGUUAUUGCCCACUUUUGUUGUAAGGGACUGCGUGGGAUCAAGGGGAAACUCCCCCUUAGCAUGGAAAGCCAAUGGGAUCUGUAUUAGUUUGCUCCCUGCUCCCAGCAGAGGUGCCCUAGGCUCAAAAUACAGUCAUAUUUACAUGGUAUGACCCAGACACUCAGCAGGGAGAAGGCAGAGCACAGAUGAGCAGCUCAAGCAGUCUCAGCACUGAGGCCUGCCUGAAACUCUCCGGCUAGGUGUAAUAACCUCUCUGUGGCCAGAGGCUUUACUCUGCUGUUUCUCACUUAGUCUCUAUGCUGGUUUGUGUGUCUCAAGAGUUCAGGUUCUGAGCUCCCCGGGCAGCAACAGUGUUCAUUGUUCUUGUUAAUAUCAGUAAGGUUCAGAUUUGUUUGGACAGGAACAAGUUUCGCUGAGGAAACCCAAAUCCCACCACCUCGGGUUCACCAGUUAUUGCGUUUCUUCUCCUUUCAAGCAGAAAAUUCUUGGUUUCAGAAAACUCAGGAAAUGAUUUGCCUCUCACAUCUCUUGGCUAACCAAGGAAUUCUCCAGUGUGCACUUCUCAAGGGCAGUGGUCUCAAAUGGGAGCCAAAAAUGUGACAUUCACACUGAGCAGAUGAAGCCACUGAUGGACAGCCCUUGUUCUUUAGGAACCUCUCAGGUGAGGAGUUGCUCCAAAACACCCAGGUCAGACACAUCUGAUUUGCAAUCUGAGUAAUUAUCAGCAAAAGCAGCAUUUGGUGUUGACAAAAGAGCUCUAUUGCCACGAAUCUGCACAGUGCAGCUUCGCUGUCCUGAGGGGGAAGGCUGCGAUCCCUUUUUCCUGGCUGUAAUAAACUCAUUGUGUGCUUGCCAAAGUCCA